Messenger RNA from Cololabis saira (Pacific saury), 6119 nucleotides. Its product is annotated as interferon-induced protein 44-like. The transcript is spliced from 9 exons. Bases 28 to 1842 code for a protein of 604 amino acids. The record is from RefSeq and is a predicted model, not a curated record. Lineage: Eukaryota; Metazoa; Chordata; Actinopteri; Beloniformes; Belonidae.
GCAGCAGAAGAAGAAGAAGAAGAAGACAUGGCGAAGAGCGGUCGAUCAACUCACUUCUGGAACAACGAAGAGACCGAACUCAUGCUCGGCCACCUGAAGGAGCUGGGCAUCCUCAGGUUCAUAGAUGGCAGGAAAACCCGGAAUGGUGAUCUGUUCAAAAAGGUGCAGGAACACAUGGCCAGAGCGGGAUACAAGAGGACGGCGGAGCAGAUCCGCAUCCGCUGGAAACACCUGAAACAGGCGUAUUACCGCGCCAGGAGGAAGGAACACCACACAGAUGCUCCAGCCGCCGGGCCCUGCCCGUUCUCUGGCGUGAUGGAGGAACUGCUGGGGAGCCAACCUCCAAUAUCAGUGGAUUCUCCAAAACCAGAGUAUGCAGGACCACAUUGUAAACCUCAUGGACAGAAGAACAACAGACUAACACGGGUUAAAAGUGAGGACACAUCAGAGGAAGAAGCCUCCUAUACUUUGCCGAUCUUCAACCCACCAGGCCACAUGUCCACUCUUAACCCCCAACUAUCCAUCAACCAGCAGAGAACCAUUUGCUCUCGUCUAGGAGGCGUCAGGCUCAAUCUGCUCUACAAGGCCAGCGUCCACGGUUUCACUGCGGAAGACUUCCACGAGCAAUGUGACAACCUGGCUCCCACCGUGUCAGUGGGUUACAAUGCCUCAGGUUACGUGUUUGGAGGCUACACGAGACAACCUUUCUGCCAGUCUGGAGAGUACGUGAAUGAUAAUCAGGCCUUCCUCUUCACUUUCAGUGGAGAAAAGCUCUGCACGUUUCCACCUUCUAAUGCUGCAUGUGCAGUAAAAAUGGAUAGUAAUUCUGGUCCUUAUUUUGGAGAAGCUUUGGUUCUUGUCAGUGGAAGCAAUCCAAUAGCGUACAGCGAUCCAGGAGGUUAUUAUCCAUUCAACCCUGUGAAAAUGCAUGGCAACGACCUGGACCUGACUGAGUGUGAAGUCUACCAGCUGGAGGGGACCACUGAACCAGAAAAACCAUGGAGGACUGUAAUCUGGGAAUCUGACAUGAGGAGGGAGCUGAUGGAGAGCAUUCAGUCCUACGAACCAACCGUCAGCUCCAUUUCUCAGGCUCGGGUUUUACUCAUUGGACCAGUUGGAGCUGGAAAGUCCAGCUUUUUUAACUCCGUCAACUCUGUAUUCAGAGGCCACGUCACCAGCCAGGCAAUUUCUGGCUCUUCUACCACCAGCCUGACAACACAGUUUCGCAGCUACUCUGUGAAGGCUGGACGAGGAGGAAAACCUCUGCCAAUCCUCCUGUGUGACACCAUGGGACUGGAGGAAAGUAAAGGGGCGGGGCUUGACAUAGACGACAUCAGCAGCGUCCUCAAAGGUCAUCUGCCUGAUUAUUACCAGUUCAACCCGUCUGCUCCUCUGCAUUCGGAGGCUCAAUGCUAUCGCAAGUCUCCAGAUCACAAAGACAAGAUUCACUGUGUGGUUUACGUCAUCGAUGCCUGCAAGAUCUCCAUCAUGACCCCACAGCUGCAGGAGAAGCUGGACGCCAUCCGCAGAAAAGUCAACUUGAUGGGGAUUCCUCAGCUGGUGUUGCUCACUAGGAUAGACGAAGCCUGCCCUUUGGUGAAAGAAGAUUUGAGAAACGUCUACAAAAGUCUCUACAUUAAGAAUCUGAUGCAGGAGGUCAGUUCUCGGCUCGGCAUGCCGAUGUCCUGCGUUGUACCAGUGAAGAACUACAGCGAGGAGUUGGAGCUGGACAUGAACUGCGACAUCCUGCUGCUCAGCGCCAUCACACAGAUGCUUCGAUUUGUUGAUAACUACUUUGAUGAGCUCAGUGACCGACUGAACUGUCCGACUGAGCUGUGUUGACAGUCAAGAUUAGGGGAACUGUGAUAACACUUCGCUUGGAAACAUCCCAGAGAAGCGGUUUCAGGAGAAAGACAUUGAAUUUUGCUGAUCAACUUGUUAGUACAUUCCAAGAUUUUAUGUCUUCCUUCACCAUUUAAACCUGUGAUACAUUUCAAAAUCAUAUAUAUAUAUAUAUAUAUAUAUAUAUAUAUUAGGGGUGUAACAAUAUCUCGUGCCACGAAAUUUUGCGAUGCAAAAACGUCACGAAACGCGCCUCGACCCGCGGACCAAAAUCUUACUCCACUCAGAAGAAACUAGUACCGUUUUGCAGUCCCGUUUUGAGCUCUGAACCUUUACUUAUGUAAGGUUGUUGUAGAGUUAAGCCUUACCUUAUUAAAUUAAACCUUUUUGGGGUCGUGAGUAGGAUAAACAUGGGGACAACUUCUGCUGAGUUCCAGUGUACUUUAAUGUCCCUCAACAGUGUAGGAUUUUAGAACAUCAACACAGCACCUAGUGCCGUACUGUGGCGUAUCACUCCGCCCAAUCUAAAACAGACUAAUCACUACAGAUAAACUGACUAGUUUAAUUAUAGUCCCUGAUUUUUUUACAUCUGAAUAUAAAGAAUAUAUUUAUAAAAUAAUGAACCCUGAAUUACCAAAAUAACCUUCUUAACAAAAAUAAAUCUCCUCUUACACUUAUAAGGUGAGCAUGAAUAAAUCUUUUUUAUGAUGUCAAAUUGUAUGUAUUUAUUUACUUGUAUUUAUUUAUUUAAUUUUAGUUGUUAAAUUUCUGGAAAAGAAAAAAGUCAAAUUAUACAUCAGAGAAACUAUUCAGUUUGUGGCAAAAUAUUUUUACUUGUAUGAAACUGAAGAUGCAUAAUGCAAACCUGACAUUUACUUUUAGUUCAGUUUGUGGAAAAUGGUUGGCCUGGCUUUCUCUUUAAAACUUAAACAGUUAUAAAGUAUUACAAACUGUAACAAUAAGGCAAACGCACAGUAUUGUUUUGUAUUUUGUGUCUUUCAAAUAAAAGACAAUUUUUUUCCAGUCAUAUGUUCCUCAUUCAAGGUUGUUAAAAAAAUACUGCUAUAAUAUCGUAUCGUUAUCGUGACCUCAAUAUCGUGUAUCGUACCGUAUCGUGAGAUUAGUGUAUCGUUACACCCCUGAUAAAUAUAUAUAAAUAUAUAUAUAUAUAUAUAUAUAUAUAACUGCAAACCUGGUGGAAACGACCAACAGUUCAAAGUACCAGUCACUUUUAUACCACGGGACUAUAUUUUUUCCACUGGAUCCUUGCCUCGCUUAGGAUGCUGGGAAAUUAGGCUCAAAUAUUUAUAUAUUUAGGCCCUCAAGGUCGCUGUGUUUGAAAUGCCUGUUCCUAACUUGUUUACAUAUGUUAACUUGCAUUAGGUCAGGGGUGUCCAAAGUCGGUCCUCGAGGGCUGGUGUCCUGCAUGUUUUAGAUGUGUCCCUUUGUUUUUUUUUUAUCAAACCGUGAUACAAGGAGCUUGGUCAUCAACAGAACUAUCCAGGCUUUGAUGACAAGGUGGUGACGACCGUUAAUUAGAAUCAGGUGUGUUGAUGCAGGGAAACAACUAAAACAUGCAGGACACCGGCCUUCGAGGACACCCCUGCAUUAGGUAUUGUGUUUAAAUAAAAAAGUCUGGGCCACGGAGUAGUUUGGUGGUUCACACUGUCGCCUCACAGGUAGAAGGUUUCUGGUUUGAAUUCCAGCAGAGGAUUUCAGGUCUUUCUCAGGGUACUUCAGCUUCCUCCACCAGUAUAAAUCCCACAUAUGGGUGUGUGGUUUGUUUUAUAUGUGAUGUGAUGGACUAGAGACUUCAUCCUGUGAACAACCAAUGCUAGCUGGAGUCAUUGUCAGUGUUUUAUCAGAUUAGAUAGUCAGGGUUUAAGAGCUCAUGAACACAUCCUCAUUCAGUCAGUACGUUUACAUGCAGCAGUUCAAUCGGGUUGCAGAUCGUAUCAGAUAAUGACAUGCAGAAGAUCGGAUCACUUGUCUGAGUGUAUGCUGUUCAGAGAUCAGACUGAAUAACCCACUGAUAACCAGAGCAUGGCUGACUCCGUGACGCUAGGUGGCGCUGUACCCAAGGUAACCAUUUCAACAAAGAGCCACUUCCGGUCGACCUCCGCGUUCCUACUUUUACGCCCAUCCAUGAACCUCAAAAUGUUUAACUCCUGUAUCUGCCGUAGCAGAAAACGGGUCUCCUCGUCCGACCAAAAAUUAGUUGCUCUUCCUGAAGACAUGUUUGAAGAAUAAAAGAAUGGCUGAACACGCGCCGCCUCCUUUUCAACUACUGAGCACGCGCCGUCUCCUUUCACUUCCGGGUGAAUCCCCUCCCGCUGGUGAGACCCCCCCCCCCCCCAGAGUAAAUUCUCGAGCAUGCGCAGACUGCAACAUCAGAUGUCCCUGUAUACCCUCCUGAGACCCUGCGUUCUCAUAUGAGGACAUUACAUUUCUUUCUGUUCUGCGCCAUGAUACUUCAUUUGUACGAACAUUGACCCAUUGUCCUCAUCCGGGACCCCCGCCUGCAACAUCUAGUGGUCUCAUAAUGAAAUCACACUAAUUUGGGAAAAAACAAGAUGGCUGGGAUCUCAAUGAAAGUCUUCUAUGGCAGCUCCCGACAGAAAUAUGGACAACGUAAAAAUCCUAACCUAAUUUUAUGAUUGAAACUAGUAUAUUUAUGCACAAUAACGUCUGCAGCUUCACAUGGCAUGCUGUUUUGAUAUAUUUGAGUAAUAUUAGCAAGCUACAAUGUUUGUAAACAUGAAGUACUCGUUUGACGACAUCAGGUCUAUCUUCACUGCAAACACGUAAAUUCUUUCCAAGAACAUUUGUCUUUAUUUCUUGCCCAAAUGUCCAAUUUCUAGUCAAAAUAAGUCUCAUUACACUUAAAAUACUUGUUUUUAGAUUUCCAUUUGUUUAAAGCACAUUUUCACUAGAAAUAAGUAGAAUAAUCUGCCAGUGGAGCAAGUUUUUAUUUCCUUGUAAUAGGAAAGAAAAAAAGUGAAAUGAUAUAUAAAUAUAAAUGAUAUUGAGAUAUAACCUAAUACCCAUGUUUUUACUCUGUAGCACUUUAUUUCAUUCAAAAUGCUGAGUAUAUUGCAAAUAAAAUGUAUCAUAUUUGUAUUACUAGAACCUGACCAGGGUGUGCAAGGAUGCAGGGCAGGACCAAGAAAGGGAAAUAGAGAGAAAAUAAACCCAUUGUCCUCAUGUGAGGUCAUUGGAUUUGACAUAGUACAUAGAAAGUAGCACAUAGAAAGCAAAAAUGUAAUUUCAACAAAAAUUAGGUCCUACUGAUCCCAAAUAGUAAGGAGACAUGAAAAAUGCACAUCAAACAAAAGCCCGGGUCUCAGGAGGAUACAUGGCGUUAACAACCCGAUUGCGACUGGGUUAUCUAGGUGCUCCAACUCGAUUAAUGAAUGUCCCACAUAGGUCCAAACUAGAUCGGGUUCAGGUGUUUACAUGCAGUUUAAAAGUCUGAACGAUGUCUUAUACGAUCUGCAACCCGAUUGAAUUGCUGCAUGUAAACGUGCUGAGUGAUACACUAACGUUUAAACUUGUAUGUGACGAACAUGAAGUGGAUGAGAGAAUGCUUGAGAGAGUUCAUGCUGGGACCUGGUUUCUGGGAGAGUACUGGACCCAGGUGGGGCAGGGGCCGGGGCCGCCGGUGAAAUCUGAGGUUUAAUGGUCCUGUAUGCAACAACAGAAUCACUGAGGGGAUUUUCUUGGGGUGCUGUGUUUGGCCAGUUCAAUACAUGGCGCAUCACAUGGGGGCUUCACUUCACUCCACCCAGAGUAAAGAAACAGGCCAUAUCAGAGGUGAGAUGUACCUUGACCUUUGACCUCUCGACUCAUGUGUUUCACUGGAUGUUAAACUGUCAUGAAGUUGAUGGAAAAUAGGUUUAUUGAGGAGGGUGUUAGUCUUGUUCUCUAUAAUUACAAGGACUAGUCCUUUGUCCAGUUGAUUUUUUUCACAAUUGGUUUAAAAAUAUCCCAGAUGCUGCAAAAUCUGUCUCUGUUUAUUUAUUUAUACUUUUAUUGCAAUAAACCUUUUUAUGCAUUUAAUAGUUGGCUAUGGAGCAAUCCUUUCACAGACAUCGGCAGGAGACGGGUAGAGAGAGAUAGAACAAACCCAAUUCACGAGCACAGCAACUUCCUUUUCGUGUGUGUGUGUAUAUUUCUAUAUAUUUGCAUGAGCUACAAUGUUUUUACAGUGUGAAAGUAAAUUUACAAUAAAGCAGUCUGAACAGUAACACAUCCACUAAUAUUAAAAUACAGUAUAA